Molecule: messenger RNA, 591 nt
Organism: Sarcophilus harrisii (Tasmanian devil)
Lineage: Eukaryota; Metazoa; Chordata; Mammalia; Dasyuromorphia; Dasyuridae
Gene: TMEM256
Product: transmembrane protein 256
Exons: 4
Coding region: 47-388 (113 amino acids)
Source: RefSeq, a predicted model, not a curated record
AGGAUCUAUGAUCCGGAAUUCCUCCAUCCGGUGACCUUCUAGUGCCAUGGCUGGACUCGGUGCCGCUUUUCGCCGUUUAGGCGCUGUGUCCGGAGCCAGUGCCUUGGGGCUGGCCACUUACGGAGCGCAUGGUGCGAACAUCCGGGAUUCAUAUCAUAAGGAGCUUUUUGAGAAAACCAACAAACACCACUUCUUCCAUAGUCUGGCUUUGCUCUGCGUCCCCCUCUGCAGCAAGCCAGUUUGGGCAGGGACUCUGCUUACCUCUGGGAUCUCAUUCUUCUGUGGCAGCUUUUAUUAUCAGGCCCUGACAGAAGACACUAAGGCAAUGUCAAUUGCCCCUGUGGGGGGCUGCCUGCUUAUUCUUGGCUGGCUUGCCCUAACUCUUUGAAGUUCUUCCCCUGUGAUGUCCUAGGGACCAAUCUUCAGACUAUCCUCUUUAGGAAUGAAGCCACGAGCCAAUUUUUGUAAAGGUACUGUUCCUGGGAGAAGCCAGUGUCAGAUGGGAUGCUGGGAACUUGAUUUUUCCAUCUUUGCUUGUGUUUUGCUUGGAGAUUCAGAAUGAGAAGACAAUUAAAAAUGGAGUGUAGAAAA